AUGACAUCAUCUGUGAUUGUUGGUAUUGACCUUGGAACAACUACAAUUGAAUGUGCAUAUUUUGAUACAAAAAAAGGAGCACCUGAUUUAGUAAGAUUAAAUGAAGGAGAAAAAAUGCAGUCAGUUGUUUAUUUUAGAAAUGGAUUGAUUCAAGAUGAUGACGUUAUUCAAGACAAUGAAACUCAAAAAAUAUCAAACACUAAAAGAUUAAUUGGUUGUUCUUUUAAACCUUCUUUCGUACAACAAGAAAAAAGAAUGAUUAAUUAUGAAAUUGUUAAUGACCCAGAAAAUGGACUUUGUAGAAUUAAAUACGAUAAAGAACAUACAAUUUCACCAACAGAAGUAGCAUCUAUUUUGUACAGUAGAGUGAGAAAUAAUAUUGUCAAUAAAUUUCACUCAAACAACAUUAAAUGUAUUUUAACCGUUCCAGCACAAUUUAAUGAUGAACAACGAAAUCAAACAAAAAAAGCAGCAGUAUCAGCAAAUUUAGACGUUAUUGAUAUUUUAAAUGAACCAACUGCAGCAGCAUAUUAUUGUAGUAAAACACAAAACUAUAAUGAGGGAGAUAAAAUCCUUAUAUUUGAUUUUGGAGCAGGUACACUUGAUGUUUCUAUUGUUGAAAUGAAAAAUGGAAAUUUAAGAGUUAUUGGGUCAGAAGGAAAUAAUUAUCUUGGUGGAAGAGACAUUGAUAUAAAUGUUAAAGAAUUUCUUCAAGAAGAAUGUGAGAAAAAAAGAUAUACUACAUACCUUAAAGAGAUAACUGAAGACAAAAUUAUGGAAUUAUGUGAAAAUGCUAAAAUUGAAUUAUCUUCAAAAGAAGAAACAGAUAUAAUAUUAAAAAGAUUUGACGAUGAUGAUGACGAUGAUGAUGAAUAUGUAGAAGAUAUUAAAAUUACAAUCACAAAAAAAGACUUUGAAAGAAUCAAUAAAAAUAUUAAACAAAAAUGCACUGAACUUGUCAAUAAAAUUUUAUCUCAUUGCAGAUGUGAUAAAGAAGACUUAAAGGAUGUUAUUCUUGUUGGAGGUUCUACUUAUAUUCCAUUUGUUCAAAAAAUUGCAGAAAGUUAUUGUGUAAAUACAAAACUUGAAAGAAAAGCUAGUGCACAAAAAGUUGUUUCAUUUGGAGCUGCAUUAUAUGCAUAUCAACGAGUUUCUGGAGCAUCUCCAGUUCAAGACAUUUGUUCAUAUUAUUAUGGAACAUCUAUUUAUGGCACACAAUUUCAUUCUUUAGUAGCUAAAGGAGCAACACUUCCUGCAGAAGGAAGUGCAUUAUAUAAAACAGUUGAAGAUUAUCAAACAAAAUGCAAGUUUGAUUUACUUCAAACAAGUAAUCUAAAGUCUAAAACAGAGGAUUGUAUUAAUCUAGGAGUAUUUAUGAUACCUAAUUUACCAAAAAGAAAAGUAGGAGAUGUCAAAUUUCGAGUGACUUGUAGAGUUGAAUUAGAUGGACGAGUUGGAUUAAAGGCUGAAAUAGUUGAACCACUAGAUUGUAAUGAAAGAGGGCAUAUACAUGAAAUGAAAUGUUUAACUUAUGACAGUGAUUCUGAUGAAGUAAAAAGAAUUCAGUCAAAUAUUGCCUCUAUAACAGAAGCUAAAGAGAUAAAAAAAGGAGUACUUGAGGAAUUUAAAGCACAACAUAAAAAACUACUUAUUAUCCAAAAUAUUCUUAAGGAGGAAUUUCCUGAAGAAUAUAACAAAUAUUCUAAUGGAAUAGCUGAAGUUUUAACUUACAAAAGUGAUAAAUUAGACACGAUUAAAAAGAAUGUUGAAUACUUUUCAAAACGUAUUGAAGAAAUGAAAAAAGCAAAACAAAAAGAA
Molecule: messenger RNA, 1818 nt
Organism: Entamoeba nuttalli P19
Lineage: Eukaryota; Evosea; Mastigamoebida; Endamoebidae
Product: heat shock protein 70, putative
Exons: 1
Biological process (GO): cellular response to unfolded protein; protein refolding
Cellular component (GO): cytoplasm
Molecular function (GO): heat shock protein binding; misfolded protein binding; ATP-dependent protein folding chaperone
Source: RefSeq, a predicted model, not a curated record